AUGGUGGUUUCUCUGCAAUUUCGACUUGUUUUACUAUUCUUAUUUUGUAGUAUUUGCUUUGGAGAAGAACGCGAUAUAUACUUGGUGAUGGUUGAAGGCGAUCCACCAGUUGCGUUUUUACAGGAGCUUGAUCUUGAUCCUGAUCAUUCGAGUGAAAUAUUAAAGGCUCGUCAUGCAAAGCACUUGGAAGAGUUCCAUGAUGAACUUCUACAAAACACUUUAGAAGAAGGGGCUUACAACAAGCUUUAUAGCUUCAACCACAUUGUCAAUGGCUUUUCUGUCCAUACUACCCCUACUCAGGCCAAUAAGUUAAAGAAAGCACCUGGAGUCAAGCUCAUAGAGAAAGAUAGAGGUGCUAAAAUGAUGACAAACCAUAGCCCCAAGUGGUUAGGCCUGCCGCAAGGAGUUUGGCGAGGAUGGAGAGGAAAGAGGAAUGCAGGCGAAGGUAUUGUGAUCGGUUUUGUUGACACAGGGAUCAAUCCAUCUCACCCAAGCUUUGCAUAUAACCCGAGGGAUGGCUACCUCAAAAACCACACUAGCUUUCCAAGCGUUUGUCAAGAGGGACCUAUGUUCCCCGGGACUUCAUGCAACGGGAAGAUAAUUUCGGCUAGGUUCUUUUCAGCCGGGGCAAAAGCGAGAGGCAAUCUUAACGCUUCGGUUGACAUCUUGUCCCCGUACGACGCAGUUGGACAUGGCAGUCAUGUAGCAUCAACUGCUGCUGGAAACCAUGGAGUUCCAGUGAUUGUUAACGGUUUUAACUAUGGAAGAGCGAGUGGGAUGGCGCCACGUGCACGAAUUGCUGUUUAUAAAGCCAUAUAUCCAACUGUUGGAACCUCAACUGAUGUUCUUGCAGCCAUUGAUCAAGCAAUAAAAGAUGGAGUUGAUAUCUUAACACUCUCCAUAGGUCCAGAUGAACCAUCAAACCAAAAACUCACAAUGUUAAGCAUGUUCGACAUCUUCAUGUUGUUCGCACGCAAGGCCGGGGUUUUAGUGGUUCAAGCAGCUGGGAACCGUGGUCCAGAGCCAUACACGACUGCCUCAUACAGCCCGUGGGCUGUAGGUGUGGCUGCGUGUGACACCGAUAGAACCUACCCCGGUUCUCUUUUUCUCGGAAAUGGCAAGAGAAUCGAUGGCAUCGGGUUAUCGGCACCUAGCUACGGUAAAUGGUUAGGCCAAUCUAAGUUAGUGUUGGCUAAAGAUGCAAUGUUGGCCACUGGUAAUUUCCCAAGAACUCAAGAAUUUAUCGAAGAAUGUCAACAUCCGGAGGCGCUAGACCCCGUUAUCGUGCAACAAAGCAUCGUUAUAUGCACGUUUUCAGCGGGGUUUGCCAACGGGUCUGCGUCUCUACCCGUGAUUAUGAACACCGCUAGGACCCUCGGGUUUGCGGGUUUCGUGUUCGUUGCUAAUCAUGCUUAUGGCGACUUCAUAGCGGAUUCUUAUCCGUUUUAUAUUCCGGGGAUAAUGAUACCGAAAGUUAGUGAUGCGCAGGUUAUACUAGACUACUAUGAGAAACAAACAGAAAGAAACAAUGACGGCGUUGUAACGGUGUUCCAUGCGCGAGCAACAAUAGGAGAAGGAAGAGUUGCUAGCUAUAAUGAGAAAGCUCCGAUCGUCAGCAGAUUUUCUUCGAGAGGACCGAACUUCAUCAAUGUCGAGAAAACCCCACUCGAUUUGCUGAAGCCGGAUAUUCUAGCUCCUGGCCACAAUAUCUGGGCCGCUUGGAGCCCGAUGAGCGUGAAACAUCCUAUUCUGUCGGGUUAUAACUUUGGAUUGAUAUCCGGUACAAGCAUGGCGGCACCGCAUAUUGCCGGGAUUGCUGCGUUGAUCAAGCAACGGUAUCCUUCUUGGUCGCCGUCAAUGAUAUCUUCCGCAUUGGCAACUACAGCUACCAUAUACGAUAACCGUGGGGAACCGAUAAUGGCCCAGGGACAAGAAAUCUACACAUUGCAUCCGUCUACGCAUUUCGAUCAUGGUGCGGGUCUUGUUAGACCCACCCGAGCUAUCGAUCCCGGGCUCGUUUUUACGUCAGAAUUCGAAGACUACAUGAGUUUCUUGUGCUCGUUACCAAACACCGAUCCGGAGCUCAUCAAGACCGCAAUCGGUGAAACAUGUGCACACUCGUUUCAUGAGCCGUCGGACCUAAACACCCCUUCACUGACCAUUUCAGCGCUCACUGGAUCACGGAUAGUAAAGAGGACUGUCAAGAGCGUCGUUGCCUACGCAAUGGAGAUGUACAUCUGUACGGUGGUGCCGCCUACGGGAGUGGCUGUGGAAGUGAACCCACCAUGGUUCACCAUAGUUCCACAGGGCACACAAGAUUUGGAGGUGACACUUAAGGUUACACAAGUACAAGAUUCAUUUAAACAUGGUGAGAUUGUAUUGACAGGAAAUUUGAGACAUGUUGUGAGGAUACCCAUCACUGUGAAACCUGUUUCUGUGUCCUAA
Molecule: messenger RNA, 2445 nt
Organism: Helianthus annuus (common sunflower)
Lineage: Eukaryota; Viridiplantae; Streptophyta; Magnoliopsida; Asterales; Asteraceae
Product: subtilisin-like protease SBT2.4
Exons: 7
Coding region: 1-2445 (814 amino acids)
Biological process (GO): proteolysis
Molecular function (GO): serine-type endopeptidase activity
Source: RefSeq, a predicted model, not a curated record